Pseudonaja textilis is the source of this 1827-nucleotide messenger RNA. It is a transcript of the gene PARS2, whose product is annotated as prolyl-tRNA synthetase 2, mitochondrial. Gene Ontology annotation, biological process: prolyl-tRNA aminoacylation. Gene Ontology annotation, cellular component: mitochondrion; cytoplasm. NCBI's taxonomy places the organism in Eukaryota, Metazoa, Chordata, Lepidosauria, Squamata, Elapidae. Gene Ontology annotation, molecular function: proline-tRNA ligase activity; ATP binding. The record is from RefSeq and is a predicted model, not a curated record.
GUAGUUGCAAUCGAAUUUCUCGCAGUUCUUGCGCAAUUGCUGGAAGGUCGCGCUCCUCAUUGAAUGGCAUCGGCGACUUUUGCAACGAGGAAAGCGAUCCUAGCUACGGUGCCAUUUGGAUCUGAAGCUUCCUCAAUGAAUCUUAAAAUGGAUCAACUUUUUAAAACAGGAAAAAUAGUACUGCCUUGUUUAGCUAAUUGGGUCGUGUGGUGUCAAAGACAGAGUUACAGGUCUUACAGCAAUUUUCAUAAAAAACAAAAGCUUUUUCCACAAAUGAACCUGCGGGAUGACACUGAAGCAUUCCAGGAGAGUAGAACUGGAGAACCGAUGUGUAAAAGCCAAACAUUGAUGUUACAGACUGGAUUAAUUUGUCCUGCCAAUCCUGGAUGCUAUUACUAUAUGCCUUAUACUGUCCGAGCGUUGGAGAAGCUUAUCAGAGUUUUAGACCAAGAAAUGCAAGCCAUAGGUGGCCAAAAAGUGAACAUGCCCACGUUAUGUUCCGGAAAGCUCUGGAAAGCCAGUGGAAGAUGGGAACUGAUGGGCAAAGAGCUUCUGCGAGUGACAGACAGGCAUAGUCAAGAAUAUUGUUUAGGGCCUACCCAUGAAGAGGCCAUCACAGACCUAGUAGCUUCUCAAGGCUCCUUGUCUUACAAACAGCUUCCUCUUUUGUUGUAUCAGGUGACAAGGAAGUUUCGAGAUGAGCCGAGACCUCGUUUUGGGUUACUCCGUGGCCGAGAGUUCUAUAUGAAGGAUAUGUAUAGUUUUGACGUCUCUGAGGAGGCUGCCCUCCAGACCUAUUCUCUUGUGUGUAAAGCUUACUGCAACAUAUUCAGCCGGUUGGGACUUCAGUUUCUGAAAGUCCAAGGAGCAACAGGAAGUAUCGGAGGAACAUUGUCUCAUGAAUUCCAGCUACCUUCUGAUGUUGGUGAGGACCGAUUGGCGAUGUGUACCAACUGUGACUUUUCAGCCAAUCUAGAGUUAGUCAAGUCAGAUGAGAUGCGUUGCCCUGUUUGCAAAGGAGAACUGGUUGAGAAGAAAGGGAUUGAAGUGGGCCACACAUUCUUCUUGGGAACUAAAUAUUCCUCAGUUUUUAAAACUACUGUCCAAACCGCUGACAAUGUACCUGUUCUAGCUGAAAUGGGAUGUUAUGGGUUGGGUGUCACCCGCAUCCUUGCGGCCUCCAUUGAGUUGCUUUCAACAGAGAACGCCAUUCGUUGGCCGAACCUCAUAGCACCCUACCAGGUUUGCCUUAUUCCUCCCAAAAGUGGCAGUAAGGCACAGAAAACAACAGAACUCGUAGAGGAUUUACACAGGUGUGUUGCUGAAGCCAUACCCCAGCUUAAAGAAGAACUUGUGCUGGACGACCGGACUCAGUUCACCAUUGGGAAAAGGUUAAAAGACGCGGACAAACUUGGCUAUCCUUUUGUUAUAGUAUGUGGGAAGAAGGCUUUGGAUGACCCUCCUCUCUUUGAAGUUUGCAACCAAAACACGGGUGAAACCCUAUUCCUCACCAAAGAGGCCACGAUUGACUUGCUAUGUAAAGUCCAAAUUCCCUAAAGACUGGAUUGGGGGUGGUGAUGGUUCUAAAAUAUUAAAACUUUGUCAUAUGAAAGCAUACAGUAAUUUGGGUAUGGUGGAUUUUUUAUUGUUUUGAUUUCUAGUUCGUAACCCAGGUAUCCCAAUGAAGCAGAAUGAUGGUGCCUCUCUUGCUGAAGCUUUGCAUGUGUCACCCUUACUAGAUAAGGUGUAUAGGAAACAUGAUCAGAUAAGAUAAUUGUACUUUAUUGGAGGGUUACAUGAACAGAAUCCUUCAAGUUUGGGCAUUUC